GGCUGAAAAAGUUGAAACGGGGGCGAGCGGGAAGCGGGAAAAUUUAAAUUUUGUUUUUGUUCAGGAAGAGCUGCUGCUGCAUCAUUUGGACGUGUUUAUUGCUUUUGUUUCCCUUCUUUAAAAUUAAAUUGAAGAUCAUUAAAGCAGAAAGGAAAUCCUGAAGCCCUUUCCUCACAUCUGAUUCAACAUGUUGGAGCCAUUUAAGCACAUUUUACAAACCCAAAGAAUUGUUUUAGCCAGUGGUUCACCCCGGAGAAAGGAAGUUCUAAACAAUAUUGGUUUAAACUUUGAAGUUGUGCCAUCCACUUAUGAAGAAAAUUUAGAUCCAGCAAACUAUCCAAAUCCAGCCGAUUUCGUCAUAGAUACAGCAGCUCACAAGGUUGAGGAGGUUUUCGAGCGGCUAAAUAAAGAUCUGGUGAAACCAAACCUCAUCAUCGGCGCAGACACUGUUGUGGUUUUUGAGAAUGAAAUCUACGGCAAGCCAAAGAGCGAGGAGCAUGCAUUCGAAAUGCUGCGAAAGUUCUGCGGUAAAUCUCAGUUUGUCUACACGGGAAUCGUGCUGAAAACUCAGAGAGAUACAGUCAAGUUCUUUGAGAAGUCCGAAGUCGAAUUUGGUGAGCUCACGGAUGAAAUGAUAAAGGCCUAUGUCAACACUGGAGAGCCGAUGGACAAAGCUGGAGGGUACGGAAUCCAAAGUAUCGGUGGCACCCUGGUGAAAAGCGUCCGAGGUGAUUAUUUCAACAUUGUGGGGUUUCCCGUGUACCAUUUUUGCAAGCAACUCGUGGACUUGCUGCAGAAAAAUCAAAAUGAUUGAACAAUAAAACGGCAAAUUUUGGCCCAAGUUUUUGGCUGAUGAAAAAUAAUCCCGAAACCUGCAAUCUAACUUACGUCAUGACUUUGGCCUCGUCAAUGAAGUCGUCCUCGGACAUGGUGCCCUCCUUCAUCAUCUUGACGGCGACGUCGAUCGAUCCGCGCCACUUCCCGCGGCGGACGACCCCGAACUGUCCAGAGCCGAGCUCCUCGAGCAGCAUCAGUUCCAUCGGAUCGAUUUCCCAUUUGUCUGCAGAGACGGUGGAAAUUUUUAGGUCCAGAAUUCGCGUCGUGAAACAAGAUGGGGUACCAUGACUGAGUCCAGCGGUGGCCGGCACGGGUCUGUUGCAAGGCGACGCUUUGAGCCGCGACGCCAGCCCGCCUCCGUUGUGUUUGUGGUAGUUGACCAGCUCCGGAAUCGAAUUGCAGCAGUGCUUUUCGGACAAGAAGAACUCGCCUUUUAUAUUCUGUUUGAUGUGAUAGUGUUUGACGUGAGGAUGCGGUCUGCAAUUAAAUAAAAAUAAUCAUUUUCAGGUUCUA
Messenger RNA from Cloeon dipterum, 1350 nucleotides. Its product is annotated as probable bifunctional dTTP/UTP pyrophosphatase/methyltransferase protein. Lineage: Eukaryota; Metazoa; Arthropoda; Insecta; Ephemeroptera; Baetidae. Gene Ontology annotation, molecular function: nucleoside triphosphate diphosphatase activity. Bases 188 to 814 code for a protein of 208 amino acids. The record is from RefSeq and is a predicted model, not a curated record. The transcript has 6 exons.